GGGUCCCACUUUUUCCCAUUUCCCAACCUCCAUAACUAUAGUUUGAGACUAUAGUACAAAUUGAGCUCUAUCUCUCUCUGAGCUUCAGAUCUACUUGAAGAGAAGUGUAAAAGACCCAGAUAAACCGUUAGCUUCCAGUAACGAUCUAGGAAACAAGAAUGGCAGUGACAGAAGCAGAAAACCCUCUUCUUGGAGAGAUCACUUGUGGCACCUUACUCCAGAAGUUGCAGGAAAUAUGGGAUGAAGUUGGUGAGAGCGAUGAGGAACGAGACAAACUACUUCUCCAGAUAGAGGAAGAGUGUCUCAACGUUUACAAGCACAAGGUUGAGCUCGCCGCAAAAUCUCGCGCUGAGCUUCUUCAGACCUUGUCUGAUGCCAAUGUUGAGCUUUCCAAUCUCACUACCGCUCUUGGGGACAAAAGCUACAUCGGCAUUCCAGAUAAGACUUCAGGAACGAUCAAAGAGCAGCUUUCUGCAAUAGCACCUGCGCUUGAACAACUUUGGCAACAGAAAGAGGAAAGGGUCCGGGAGUUUUCUGAUGUGCAGUCACAGAUUCAGAAGAUCUGUGAAGAGAUCGCUGGUGGUUUGAGUAAUGGGCCUCAUGUGGUUGACGAGUCUGACUUGUCUCUGAAGAGGCUAGAUGACUACAAGAGCAAACUCCAAGAGCUCCAGAAAGAGAAGAGUGAUAGGUUGAACAAGGUGCUUGAGUUUGUGAGCACAGUGCAUGAUCUAUGCUCCGUCCUUGGUUUAGAUUUCUUGAGCACUGUCACUGAAGUUCAUCCGAGCUUAGAUGAGGCAAAUGGUGUUCAUGCCAAGAGCAUUAGCAAUGAGACUCUUUCAAGGUUGGCUACAACUGUAUUGACUCUUAAAGAGGAUAAGAAGCAAAGACUUGAGAAGCUUCAAGAGCUAGCUAUUCAGCUAACUGAACUAUGGAAUCUGAUGGACACUCCUGAUGAGGAAAGAGAGCUUUUUAACCAUGUUACCUGUUACAUUUCAGCUUCAGUUCAUGAAGUAACCGUCGCUGGUGCUCUCGCCCUUGAUCUCAUCGAGCAGGCUGAGGUGGAAGUGGAUAGGCUUGAUAAGCUGAAAGCUAGCAGGAUGAAGGAGAUUGCAUUCAAGAAACAAUCCGAGCUAGAGGAGAUAUACGCUCGUGCUCACAUAGAGAUAAAGCCUGAGGUUGUUCGCGAGAGGAUCAUGUCAUUGAUUGACGCUGGAAACACUGAACCUGCUGAGCUGCUAGCUGAGAUGGAUAGCCAGAUAGCAAAGGCCAAGGAAGAAGCGUUUAGUAGGAAAGAGAUAUUGGACCGAGUCGAGAAAUGGAUGUCAGCUUGUGAGGAAGAGAGCUGGCUUGAAGACUAUAACCGGGAUCAGAACAGGUAUAGUGCAAGCAGAGGAGCGCAUUUGAAUCUCAAGAGAGCUGAGAAAGCUAGGAUUCUUGUCAGCAAGAUUACGGCAAUGGUUGACACAUUGGUUGCUAAAACCCGGGCAUGGGAAGAGGAUAACAGUAUGUCCUUUGAGUACGAUGGUGUUCCUCUACUAGCCAUGCUAGAUGAGUACACUAUGCUUAGGCAGGAACGAGAAGAGGAGAAGCGGAGGCUGAAGGAGCAGAAGAAGCAGCAAGAACAGCCGCACACAGAGCAAGACUCAGCCUUUGGGUCUAAACCUAGCCCUGCGAGACCCGUGAGUGCCAAGAAACCGGUGGGAACACGAGCUAACGGAGGAGGAGGAGGAGGAGGGGCUAACGAAACGCCUAGGCGCUUAUCAAUGAACUCAAACGGAAGCAAGUCCAAAAGAGACAGUCUCAACAAGCUGACUUCGCCUUCGAAACUAGUAGCCAUCUCGAAAGAGGAAGCUGCAUCAUCUCCUCCAGUCUCUUGUCCUGACCCAGUUCCAGCUUCUUCACCAUGAUAAUAUUCUCUAGUCAUUUUGUUAGUUUGGUAUUAACACUUGAGAGUAGAAUGUUACGUAGAUUUUUAUGUCUCUGUAUCAUUGAUCGACUCUUUUUUCUUCUUCUUCCAAGCCUUUGGGAGAAUGACGACUAUACUUUGAAUUUGAAGUGACCGGUUUAAUGAAGAAAAACAUUAGGGUUCUAAUUGCAAUUAUAUAAUUUAUAUGGCGUCAAAUCGUAAUAUGCUUAAAGAUGUGUGCAAUUGAAUAAUGUAAGACAGAUGUUACGACAUCGUUUUGGCAAAUUAGGAACACUUGAUGGUUGUCUACUUGUCUUCUAUAAUCUGAUGAAAGCUGCGAGGUCGCGGAGAGAGAGAGAGAGAGAGGAGGACCCAUGUCGAACCCAAACGAACCAGUCUGCCUUACUUGCAACGAGCGGACGAGUUGCAGAAACAUGAACCUCUUGUUGGUUAUUACUGUCGACUAUACGCCAUGGAACGAGGAUUGAAGAAUCAACAGAGCGAUAGAACCAAGACCACGAACUCGACCCUCAGUAAUCAACUCGAAAAGGUAUCACACCUUGAAGUUGUGAGCUUUGUCUGAUUUGUUUUCACCUGUCUUGAUUUUGUUAGUUGAUAUGUAUUUGUAAUGCUGGAGAGAGUGUAUUUAUUAUGUUCAUGUAUUUGGGAAAACAUAUGUGAAGCAACAAUACUUAUACAUUGGUACUCAGGCUUGGGGGUUUUUCUUGCAUGUUGAUGGUGAAAAUCUUGAGUUUAAUGUCGCGUGCGUUCUUAUCCAUAUGUAGCACUUAAUGUCUUUGCAAAGGAUCGUGCUGGAAGAGCUGACUUGUAAUAAUUACUUCUUCUUUUUUUGACUUA
Messenger RNA from Brassica napus (rape), 2764 nucleotides. RefSeq names its product 65-kDa microtubule-associated protein 2. The coding region runs from base 159 to 1907 and encodes 582 amino acids. The record is from RefSeq and is a predicted model, not a curated record. The transcript has 11 exons. Gene Ontology annotation, biological process: microtubule cytoskeleton organization; cytokinesis by cell plate formation. Gene Ontology annotation, molecular function: microtubule binding. Gene Ontology annotation, cellular component: cytoplasm; spindle. Lineage: Eukaryota; Viridiplantae; Streptophyta; Magnoliopsida; Brassicales; Brassicaceae.